AUGCCGCUUUCAACGGUGGAGCAAGAUGUCAAUACCACCUCUGACGAAGAACAUCCAAUGCCGAGUCUCCCUGAGGCUAUUGCGAUAGUCGGCAUGGGCAACGGCUACCAAGACUUCACACUGGACAAGGGUAAUCUCGACGGAUUCUGUCACCCGAACCCUCAAAGACUGGGUAGUUUCACUACUCGUGGUGGUUACUUCCUCCAGCAAGAUCCAAGAAACUUCGACCAUGCGGUCUUUGGAAUUUCCCCGCAGGAGGUUCUAACUAUAGAUCCGACACAACGAAAGCUUCUUGAAGUCGUUUAUGAAACCUUCGAAAGCGCUGGCGUGCCCUGGGAGAACUUUCCAGGAUCACGUACUGGUGUAUUUAUGGGCAACUAUAAUCUUGACCGUGCUGCUAUGCAAUCGCGGGACCUGGAUAGAAUCCUUCCCUAUGCAACGACCGACGGCGGAACAAGGCAGUUAAAACGCAGUUCUUCACUUCGAAAGGUCAGCUCGGAAGUUGUGACCACGAUGAAAGCGCCUUCUUCGUGCGUGCCAUACAACUUGCACGACGUCUUUCAAAAGCAAUCUCUCGUGAGGCAUCAAAUCCUCCAUCAAAGUGAAUCGCAAGGUCCAGCAAGUGGUACUGUCUCAUUUGAUCAUGGAUCAGAAAUGGCACAUUCGCUUGAAAUCGACGCUCCCGUGGACCGAGAUAGCAACAGCAAGCUAAUCUUGCAGACUCGGGAAUUGGUCCUUCUCCCUUUCAGUGGCCAUGACUUGUAUUCUCUGAGCGCUAAUAGUACAGCAACGAGGUCUACUAUUGGAGAGACAGCACUCUUAGACUUGGCUUAUAUCGUGUCAUCACGACGUAACGAAUUCGUUCACCGAAGCCUCGCUAUCGUUGAUGCAGCAAAUCCUGGAAAGGCACUUUACCCAGAGACAAUGACAUUUGGAAAUCGCCCAAGCCCAAAAAUACUGCUAAUCGGCUUCGUCUUUUCAGGACAAGGCACACAAUGGGUUGAAACGGGUGCAGGACUUUUUACCAAUCUCGCGGUGUUCAGGGCGUCCAUUAACCAUCAAAAAGCUUUCAGUCCGACCUAUGUGGAGCAUUGGAGAGUGUUCAUUUGCAUCACGACCGUGAGAAAGUACGAGCCUCUGAGUACUCUGAUUCCGUACCAGACGUAA
Messenger RNA from Bacidia gigantensis, 1167 nucleotides. RefSeq lists its product as uncharacterized. The coding region runs from base 1 to 1167 and encodes 388 amino acids. NCBI's taxonomy places the organism in Eukaryota, Fungi, Ascomycota, Lecanoromycetes, Lecanorales, Ramalinaceae. The record is from RefSeq and is a predicted model, not a curated record. Gene Ontology annotation, biological process: secondary metabolite biosynthetic process; fatty acid biosynthetic process. The transcript is spliced from 3 exons. Gene Ontology annotation, molecular function: fatty acid synthase activity.